Messenger RNA from Paramecium tetraurelia, 3513 nucleotides. RefSeq lists its product as uncharacterized. The transcript is spliced from 6 exons. Gene Ontology annotation, molecular function: protein binding. Lineage: Eukaryota; Ciliophora; Oligohymenophorea; Peniculida; Parameciidae. The record is from RefSeq and is a predicted model, not a curated record.
AUGAAGCCAAGUUUAUCCUUUAGUGAAAAGAAACAAGUCGUCUCGGAUAAUAAAGUUCUCAAUUAAAGUUGUCAUUGCACAGAUUGCGGAGGUAAGAUUCACAAGAAAUUACUCUCAAAAUAAGACACUGAUCAUUUUCCACUUGAUAAGAUUAUAAAAAUCAAGCAUUCGGAAUUGGAUAAAACUCCAACCAAUUUGGAAACACUUCUUCGUUCUAGUGGCAAUCCAUCUAUCCAUACUCCUAUGAAUGUAAGUAAGACAAGGACAAAAUUUAAACCCAUCACUCACAUCCUUUAAAUGGUACAUGUGAAAAGCGUGUUAUCAAAGUUAGUAAAUUCUCACCCGAUCAAACAAUAAUAAUAAGCAUUUUAAUCAUCUCCCCAAACUCUCUCUGAUUUUACUUCGAAGCUUCAGGGUUUGAAGAUUUUUGAACCAAAAGAUAUACAAACUCCUGUGAUUGGAUAAAGAUUGAAGACUGAACCAAUUAUUUAAAACUAGCAAUAGCCUCCGUAAAUUGAUACAAAAAAGUUUUAUUAUCCAAGAGUCUCUAGAAUAAGCUAAUUAGGAGCAUCAAGUCUUCUAAAUUCUUCAGAAGCGAUUGAUAAGAAGCCUGUGAAUAAAUUAGCUGCUUUAACUAAACAUUAUCUUAAAGAAUUCAAUGUACUUAUUUCAAAAAAUCGGAUUCGAAACUCAAAGACAUUGUUAAGAGACACAAUUGAUGUUUAUUAUUAAAUUAUGAAAAAAUAAAGAGUAUAACAAUAAUCAAGAUUUCCUGUAACAAAAAGACCUUUAUAAUAAUUUGAUUUGGAAACUGAAGAAUAAAUAGAAUAGAGAUUCAAUGAAUUUUUAAAUGAGGCUUAAAAUGAAACAAUAAAAUUAGUAACAGUUGAGAAGGGUAAAUAGAGAAGAUUGGCAUUUAAUCAAUUCAAAAAGAAAACAAUCAAGGAGAGUCAAAUGGUUGAGUAAUCUUCGUAUGAUGGAGAAAACCAAUCUCGAGCUGAUGAAAUUAUAGAAUUAGAGCCAAAACCAGAGAAGGAGAUAAAUCAAAAAAAUGAAGAAUUUUACAAAUUUUUUGUUGAUCGAUACUUCCAUAAAUAAGUAGUGAAAUAAUAAGCAUCAACAUAAACCUUAACAAAUGAUGUAAACUUUUUAGUCAACAGAUAUGGAGAUUUUUUACAAAAUUCACUUAUGUCUAGUUUAAUUAUUGAUACCUUAAAACACAAAUUUUAGACUCAAAUACCUACGUAUGAUCAUUUUGGAACUGCGUAAAAGAUUUUGCAAUCAUUUAAUGUCUCAGCUGUUACUUUGUGUAAUAUGAAAACUGCAGAAGAAAGACAAGCAUACUUGCUAAAUAGUUUCUAAAGCAAAUGCGAUUCAUUGAUGAGUGACUGGGUUCUCAAAAUUGCAAAGAAGGAUAAAUAACUCCAAAUGAUAGAUAAGUAAUUUACACUCACAAUAAUGAAGAAUCGUAAACAACAAAAUGAUUUAUUUAAAUGGCUGACCUUAAAAAGUAAAUAUUAGGUUCUCUAAAAAAAGUUAAGAGAGAUGCUUAUGGAAAAAAUAAAUGAAUACGAAAAUCAAAUUAAAAUUGCAGAUGCUAUUAGCAAAAAUAAAAAGGUUAAUUUAAAAGGUAUUGAAACCAUUUAAACUUCGUAAAUUGUUAAAAAUAACAAUUUCUAUUCACAAAGCAAUCAAGAUUUAUUACAGUGGAAUCCAAUAUUGGAAGCUAAAUUUUAAAAGGAAAGAUUAAAAGCUCAAUACACUUACAAUUCAGCAAUUAAUUCUAGUAAUUUCAAUCAAGUAGCCUUUAUGCAGAUAUUUGAUUAAGUCAAAAUCGAUGAUCCUGUCUAUUUAUAACGAGAAGUCAAAAUGUAAAAAUAUAUGAAUGGAGACUGGUUAACACCAUAGGAAAUGAAAUUUCUUGCAAAUACAUCAGAAUUACUAAAUAAAUGUGUUGAUUAAAAGUAAGUCAAGAAAGCAGUGAUGCACAUCAAAGAAAAAUAAAUCUAUGACUUAGAAAAUUAUUUAGCUUAAUAGAUUAUUUAGAAUCAUUAGUCACUCAAUUGCUAAAUUCAAUAAGCUAGAUCAUUUUGGUUAAAGGAAUAAAUAACGAAAAGAAAAGCUUAAAUCAAACAACAUGACAAACAACUCUAAGAAUCAAUUAAACAUAACAAAUAAGUAAAGGAGCAUGAUAGAAAAGUCAAGAAACUUCAAAGAAUUUGCAAAAAGCUAGAAGACAAUAUAUCCAUAAAAGAUUAAGUUUACAGGAACUUCUUCGCUCUGAUUUUUGUCAGAAAGAUAAUACAGAAGGUAGAGUAUCUCAGAUUUAUUCAAUUGGAAAAAAGUAAUAUGUUUGUAAAGGAAACACUAGCGGAAUAGGAAAAGUUGAGACUUCAUAAAUAAAGAUUAAAAGCACUUUCAUUACCAUACAAUCAUGAAGAAGAUAAACGUAGAAGAUACCAUCCAUCUUCUAAAGUAGGAUUUGUUCCUACUCAUGGUAUGACUGCUGAUGAUUGGGAGAGGAUUAAGAUAUAAAGGCAAAAAGAAAAUGAAUACAGAUUAGGAGUAUUAUCAAUCGAUAGGAAUAAAAAAGAAAACUUUUAAAAGUUUUACUCAUCAGGCCCAAAUAAAGCUUUAAGACAAGAUCCAAUUUUCGAUCCUCUAAAUCCUAAUGAACCUCCUAAACUGAGUGAAAAAGAAUUAAAUUCAAUCAUUAUGAUUCAAAGAGCCAUCAGAAAAAGAAUUGCUUACAAAAAAUUAAAAAAUUAUAAGGAAUUAUUUUUUCAAAACAAACUUCGAAUUUACUCAGAAAAAUUAACAAGGCUAAAUUCGGAAAAGGAGUUCCAAACAAACGUAAAAGAAAUGACAAUUUAAUUAAUUAAUAAACCUCAAAUCAGAAUUAAAACUUCAAGUAAUAGAGUAAAAUCAGAAAUUUCCUUAGCUAAGUCAAUGAGAACAAAAUUAAAAACUGAGGAAACUGCAGAACCAUCUUCAAUUGGAUUUGGGAGAUAAGGUAGAUUAGUAACAACGUAAAAUUUAUCGAAAGUCAAGACUCUUCUUGUUAAACAUGAAAGACUUCUUAGAUAUUCUAAAUUGAAUUAACCAAAUCAUAUCCUAAAAUCAGGGUUCUAUUAUACACAGGAUGACAUAGAUGUUAUGGAUCAAGAUGGAAAUACAGCUCUGUAUUAUGCUUCUAUGCAUGGAAACAAUAUUUUAAUUGAUUUUAUGUUGAAACAUGGAGCUAAUCCUAAUGUAUUAUGCAGUGAUGGGACUCCGAUGCACAUGGCGAUCAAAUCAAAUAAAAUAGAUGUGAUAUACUUGUUGUUAAACAAUGGUGGGAGUCUAAAUAUUGUGAACAAACACAAUUUCACUCCUUUGAUUUAUGCAACUGACAAAAUAUUAAAAUAAUUGGGUAUGAAAUAAAAAGGAAUUGUUUCUGUUUCCAAACAAUUUACAGAAGUAAAAAAUGAUGAAAUACUUGUAUCUAAAGACAUGGCUUCUUAAUGUGAUUGA